Molecule: messenger RNA, 1610 nt
Organism: Toxorhynchites rutilus septentrionalis
Lineage: Eukaryota; Metazoa; Arthropoda; Insecta; Diptera; Culicidae
Exons: 2
Coding region: 124-846 (240 amino acids)
Source: RefSeq, a predicted model, not a curated record
AUAUCUCCCAGUGACCGACCCCCCGACCUGACGGUGGAAAAAAAAUCAGCGGCUUGGCCCUUGGCGGAGGUUGUUGUGGAUGGUAAUGCCGAACGAGACAGAGGGAGGCAGCGGCCGGGUGGAAUGGUUCCGACCGAAAGCCGCCCGCAUGACCCGACGGAAGGAAAAAAUAGUUCGGCUUUUUUAGGGCAAUCGACUAUGGUGGUUGGUUCUUCGGCGACAGCAAUGACAGCAGGCCCUGUCUCAACGAUGCAGUUGCACGACGUAGAAAUCCCGUCCGUCGGGGAACAAGCGUUUCCGCCCUUGUGCGUCCCGAGAUCAUAUACGACUCCCACGUGGUCCUUCAGGGAACGGGCGUUGUCGCCCUUGUGCGUCCUGAGAUUUUGUGUUCCCGCGUGGUCCAUCGGGGAACGAGCGUUUCCGCCCUUGUGCGUCCCGAGAUAUCUUUCUACUCCCGCGUGGUCCAUCGGGGAACGAGCAUUUCUGCCCUUGUGCGUCCCGAUUUCUCGUACAACGGAAGCCACUUUUCCCCGGCGCCGGGGGUUAUCCGUCAGUACCGGUGGGGUUGUAACGUCCGCACUAACGGUGCCCCGGCUGCAGAGGGCUGUCGCGGAGUUCCGAUUUUCUACAUCGUUUAUCUGGUUCUUCGUCCUUGAGCUGCAGAGGUGGUCCAGUAGUUCCGGUGGGGGUGUAACGUCCGCACUACUGGGGCCCUGUAUACCCAAGGCGCUGCUACUCGUAUCAUCCUCAGGUCGCGGCAUGGGAUGCCGGAGGUUGUCCGACGAUUCCGGUUGGGCUGUAGCGGCCGCAUCGGCGGGGCCCCGACUAUCCCUUCCGGAGAGCUGACUAGUAGUUUGGUGUGGAGCGACAUGUGUGGAUGUGUGUUGGUUCAGGUGAGGCAUUGUGGGAUACAUUUUUAAUUAUUCGCUUCUGUCGGAUGCCAGGGGGUAGCUGGUCGCUGGUUCGACCGACUGGUGUCUGGCGGCGACGUGGGCUGCUGGUCUGUGGCCAACUGUCUUUUGCGGAUGUCCUUUGGCGGUUGAGUGAGCUGGGAGUCCGGUUUUCGUUUUUUCGAAGGCGUGGCGGGUGCGACUACGUUAUUUUUUGGUUGAGAAGAACGGUAUACUGGCGUGGGCGGCGAGGUGAUGUCCUUAAAUGUUGCCGUUUGAUCGUCGGAAUCGGUGUCUGAAUCGAAUCGAUAAUAGAUGAAAUCGUUGUGGGCAGCUGCAUUUUCUGCUUCUUCCGAGACCGUUUCAUUUGUUGAAUGUGUUUUGGUCGGUGGAGAGGGGAUCGGUGUGUUCAUCGAAGACGGAGGAGUUGUUUGGACGGGCCGUGUUGCUCCGGAUGCAUUAGUGGUACUGGUGCGGGUCAACAAUGAUCUAGCUACGAUAAUCUCUUCUUGUUGAGAUGCAUUUGCUCCCUCUCUCAGGAUCAAUCGCUGUUCCAUGGCCGCUAAAAUGUUGGCCAUCUGAUCUACUCUUUCAACCAACGACUUAAUGGUCGCUGCAUUUUGGGCAGCCUCGGUGCGCUGCGAUUCAAUUGAAGCGGCCAUGUUCGCGAUGAUGAGGUCCUUCUCCGCUAUUAUUUUUACUAGAUCAUUGUAUUUUUUG